Molecule: messenger RNA, 2628 nt
Organism: Lindgomyces ingoldianus
Lineage: Eukaryota; Fungi; Ascomycota; Dothideomycetes; Pleosporales; Lindgomycetaceae
Product: cysteine proteinase
Exons: 4
Coding region: 1-2628 (875 amino acids)
Biological process (GO): protein deubiquitination
Cellular component (GO): nucleus; cytosol
Molecular function (GO): cysteine-type deubiquitinase activity; cysteine-type endopeptidase activity
Source: RefSeq, a predicted model, not a curated record
AUGCCCGCCCCUCACGUACCGCCUGCCGUCCCCAUGCAUCAGGUAAGGAGGCAGCCUGAGUACCACUACCAUAUGCCACCGCAGACAAACUCGCCGGUACCGCACAACCCCUACACUCAAUACCACCACCAUCCCCAACACUAUGGCGCUCCCCACUCAUCGCCUUACCCCCAGCAAUGGUACCCCUAUCCCCAGCCCCAGCACCAGUAUCCGAUGCCUCCCCGCCAGUACCCGCCUCAUGGUUCCCCAGUAGUCGUCUCUUCGCACCCCCACAUGGCGCCAAUACCCCCAGUCAGUCGCCAGCUCGGUCAAACCCCCCCAAUUGCUCAUUCAAGGACGCCUCCCGCACCGCGCAACAUGACGCCACUGCCGACUCCCUCGACUCCUUCCGUGACUUCGCAAACUCAUGUCUCUUCUCCAACCCCCCCCACGAACAUGAGCACGCCGACUCCGCCUCCCACAACGCCCGCAAGACCACCCUUCACUGCACCCCCACCUCCUCCUCCUCCGCCGCCGCCCACACACCGCAUGCCCUACUACCCUGACCUCCCUUGGCUCUCUGUACCUGAUGUCGAAUUCCCUCCCAGAGCGUCACAGAAGAAGCGGCGGAGAAAGAUCCCUGUACCUUCCACAGAAGAAGGACUGGCAUUCCCUACGCGUGAAGCCGCGGUGGAGGAGGAGCCGGAGAAGACCCCGACAGAAGCUCCCGAAGAUUCCCAGGCGGACGAGUCUCAGGCCUCGACUGCUCCCGCUGCUUCAGAAAUCGAAACCCCGUCGACUUCACACCCACCAUCUGAGGCCGAUUCGACGCACCCGACCACGCCAUCUUCAUCCAUGCCACCUGCUUCUGCCCGGCCUCUGGCGGUGAAUCACACUCGAACCGCUACCAAGCCUGCUGUGCCUCUGAUCCCGAUCAAGCCUGUGAAACCCGUGAGCGCCACAUCCACCACCCAGAAAUCGGCCACAGACAAGGAAGAAGUUAAGAAAGCCGAGGAAGCCCCAAGCUCCACUACCGAGCCUAGCGGUAGUACUGAGAACACACCAAAGGCAUCACCUCCCCCUAAGCCGGCACCGAAGUCUUGGGCAGAGCUUCUGCGGCCAAAGGCACCCGCUCCCGCCGCCCAAACCCCAUCAAUUCCGAACGGAGUCGUCGCUGUAAAUGGCUCCUCUGUACCCAAGAGCAACUCUCUUGCCGAUGUCCUUUCUUCAUUCUCGGUAGACUCUGAUAAAAAGAUUUCUUUUCUUGAGCCCCGUGGCCUUGUAAAUUCGGGCAAUUUGUGUUAUAUGAAUUCUAUUCUUCAAGUUCUUGUUUUCUGUGUGCCCUUCUACGACUUCUUGGAUCAGGUUGCGAAGCGCGCUGUGCAUAGUUUCAAAACCGAGACACCUCUUGUCGACGCCAUGAUUCUAUUCAUGCACGACUUCAAAGUCAUUGACUCGCACCCCUCCGUGGAGACACUUCGUAUGCGCUUGAAGGACACCGAGUUAGAGCAAUAUGGCGACCCGUUGACUCCCGAAUAUGUAUAUGAUGUUAUAAAGCGACUCCCUCGCUUCGACAACAUGAAGCGAGGACAACAAGAGGAUGCUGAAGAAUUUUUGGGUUUCCUGCUUGCUGGCCUUCACGACGAGUGUGCGCAUGUGAUCAAGAGUGGGACGUUGGGCAACGGACCCCACAGCACCACAUCGCCAAAGAGCGAGCACUCCGGUUCUGUUGAUGGCGGUUGGCUUGAAGUUGGCCCCAAGCAAAAGCCUUCGGUCACGCAGUCUUCUGGUGCUAUCGAGAUCGAGACCCCAGUGACAAAGAUUUUUGGAGGAAAGAUUCGAUCCGAAUACCGCAAACCGGGCGAGAAGCCCUCAGUCACCCUGGAACCAUACCAACCUCUUCAGUUGGAUAUUGGAUCCCCUACCAUUCACAACAUCACGGAUGCUCUGAAAGGCUUGACUCAUUUGGAAACUCUUGAUGCUACAACACGCGGUGCACGUGCCUCGACUAAGCAGAUGUUCAUCGAGACACUGCCGCCUGUUCUUAUUCUCCACCUCAAGCGCUUCCACUACGAUGCCAGCGGUGCUCAGAAGAUUUGGAAGAAGAUUGGAUAUCCAUUGGAGUUGGAGAUUCCGAAAGAUGUUUUCCCUCCACACAAGCGAGGAAACUUCAACGUACGCGGUGGUGCUCCUCGCUAUAGGCUCACUGCGGUCGUCUAUCAUCAUGGCAAGAACGCAAGCGGUGGCCAUUAUACUGUCGACCUUCGUCGCCAAGAGGGUCGGGAAUGGAUCCGGAUGGACGACACCGUCAUCCGACGUAUUCGUGCAGAGGACGUUGCUGAGGGCGGUGCUGAAGAGGAUCCAAAGGUUUUAGCUGCCGCGCUCGAGCAGCACAAGAGAGAUUCUAGUCGGAGCCGCAACUUCUUUGAGCAAGGCGGCUUGGGUGAAGAGGGGGAGAAGGCGGAGGAAGGUGGGUGGAGUCAGGUCAACGGCGUCGACAAGAAGGAUACUGGUCCCAAAAAGUGGAGUGGGGUCGUCAAUGGAACAGUGACUCCAAGCACCACGGGUAAGAGGACUCCGCUUCCAAAGGAGAGCGUCAGGGAUAAUAAGGUGGCAUAUAUCUUGUUCUACCAGAAGAUCGAGGCCUAA